Cynoglossus semilaevis (tongue sole) is the source of this 4376-nucleotide messenger RNA. RefSeq names its product junctophilin 3b (gene jph3b). The record is from RefSeq and is a predicted model, not a curated record. Gene Ontology annotation, biological process: regulation of synaptic plasticity. The coding region runs from base 1770 to 4181 and encodes 803 amino acids. Gene Ontology annotation, cellular component: junctional membrane complex; endoplasmic reticulum membrane; plasma membrane. Lineage: Eukaryota; Metazoa; Chordata; Actinopteri; Pleuronectiformes; Cynoglossidae. The transcript has 7 exons.
AGUUUGUGUGCAUCGACGUGUGUGUGUAUGUGUGUGUUUUCUGGUGUGUUAUCUCAUCCACCAGGCAGAAGUCAAACGUCAGCUUCAACGUAUCUUCACGCCGUUGCAUUUGAUGCUUUUGUGUGUGUAUGUGUGUGUGUGUGUGUGUGUGUGUGUGUCUCUUUAAGAUCUGGAUCGUGCUAUUGAGUAGGAAGGGGGGGGGGUGUUGGGUUGGUGGUUGGCUGCAUUGGAACAGUCCUCUCUAAUGAGCAGAUUUUCUGUGUGUGUGUGUGUGAGGGAGAGAGAGAGAGAGACAGAGAGAUAGACUGAUCCAGCCAGAGGAGGAGGAGGAGAAGGAGGAGGAGGAAGGAGGAGAAGAAGAAAUUGUAAAAGGCAGCAGGCUGUGCGUCAGCCGGUGCUCCAUAGGGAAACAUGGAGACAAGCAGAUGAGAUGCUGAAGAGGAGCGAGCGCACCAUAACGGGAUCACACAUAGAUGGAUGUUAUUUCAUCAGGCGUCCAACCUGACGGCAGCCCACGCAGGGGAUAAACCACUUAUGGACGCAGUGGAUUAAAGAGCUGCAACAGACUGAGCUGGAGACGCUGGGACAGAGGAGGAGGAGGAAUCACACCUCAUAUCCUUCUCCUUUAUUAUUUUAAUGUCGCUGCCUGCGUGUGCGCAUUUGCUGCCAGGAAGAGUGUGUUUGCGUCCGUGCGUCCGUCCGUGCGUGCGUGUGUAGAGAGAGCAGCUUGUAACAUUGUGUGUGUGUGUGUGAGAGAGAGACAGAGAGAGGGAGAGAAUAAGGCUGGAGGCUGCGUUGCUGCUCACCAGCACCACAAGACAAACCAAAAAAGCAUCCAGGCAGCCCCCCCCCCCCCCCCCCCCACUCUGCCCCCCUCCACUCCCCGUUUCUAUGCAUGUGAGAUCCAUAGCUGCUUGAUUCGCCAGUGUGUGUGUAUAUGUGUGUGUUUAUGUGAAACGACAGAGUAUGGUGAAGCCUGGAGUGAUCAUCACAGCUGACUUUCAGGAGGAGACCCAAAGAAAAAGUCCUCUUCUCCAGAUCCAAAGUCUUUUUCCUCUCUUCUUCUUCUUCUUCUUCUUCAUCAUCUCAGCCAAUACCUCACACCUGAGUCUGGAUCCUAUGUUGGAAGCUCACAGGCUUCACACACACAUCUAGGCUUUACACUCCAGAGAGGUGGAGGCAUUAUCAGGUAGGAGGAGGCAGAGCCGGUGUGCCAGGAGAGGAGUAGGAGUAGGAGGAAGAGGAAGAGUUUUUUUUUUUUCGUGUUGGUGCCGGUGGAGGCUGAUGGCACACUGCUGGAGCUGCCUGAUGGGUUCGCCUCCUGCUGCUGAGAGAGGAUAAUGGCAGCUCUGGGCCCACAGUCCUCCGCCUCUUCCUCACUCACCUGCAUCCACCACAGAGAAGCUGGAGAUUUUUAGCCAAAGCUUGAAGGAGUCCAGCGGAGGAUGGUGUGAACAGGAUCACCCCUGAUUCUCCCACCACAGCGGCGGGAAGCCCCCCCUCACCCCCCACCCCCUCCUAGCUCUCCUGUUUUUUUUCUUCACCCUGUUACCUCCUCACUGGACCAGUUUAAAAGGAGUGUUUUUUAAUUUUAAUUUUUUAUUUUUGUGGGAGUGAUUCCACUUCCAACGUCCUCCCCAUCCCUACGUUAGCCACCCUGGACUGAAGACAGCACCAAACUGUCCUUACUUUUUCUCCAUUUCUUUUCUUUUUCUUUUCUUUUUCUUUUUGUCGAGGCUUCAGGGGAAUUGCCAAGACCUGGUUCAUGCAUGUCCACUGGCGGCAGGUUCAACUUUGACGAUGGGGGGUCAUACUGCGGAGGGUGGGAUGAGGGAAAGGCACAUGGCCACGGCAUCUGCACGGGACCGAAGGGCCAGGGCGAGUACUGUGGGUCCUGGGCCCACGGCUUUGAGCUGCUGGGGGUCUACACCUGGCCCAGCGGCAACACCUACCAGGGCACCUGGGCUCAGGGCAAGAGACACGGAGUGGGUGUUGAGAAUAAAGGCCGCUGGGUGUACAAAGGCGAGUGGACGCACGGCUUUAAAGGACGCUACGGUAUACGGGAGAGCACGGGGACGAGCGGGAAGUACGAAGGAACGUGGAACAACGGGCUGCAGGACGGAUACGGAACGGAGACCUACUCAGAUGGAGGAACAUUUCAGGGUCAGUGGGUCGGCGGGAUGCGUCACGGCUACGGAGUUCGCCAGAGCGUCCCGUACGGCAUGGCGGCCGUGAUCCGCUCCCCUCUGCGUACCUCCAUAAACUCUCUCCGCUCCGGGUCAGAGCACAGCAACGGUACAGCUCUGCUGGACCGGAGCGGGGCCGUGGUCCCCGGUCCUCCCCCCGGUCCUGGAACUCUGUCCACCAGCGUCUCCAUGUGCAGCACGGGCAGCAGCGGCAGCAGCCCCGCCGUGUCCCGGGGAGGUUUUGUGUUGAUGGCCCACAGCGAGGCUGAGCUGCUGAAGGGGAAGAGGAAAGGCGGGAUCUUCAGGAGGUCCAUCCUGUCGGGACUCAAGCUGAGGAAGUCCGAGUCCAGGAGCUCUCUGGCCUCACAGAGAUCCAAACAGAGCUCCUUCAGGAGCGAGGCCGGGAUGAGCACCGUGUCCUCGGCUGCGUCUGACAUCAACUCUACUAUCAGUCUCGGAGACGCAGACGCAGAGUUGGCUGUUGCCGAUGACGAUGUCGACGCCACAGCGACGGAGACCUACUGUGGAGAGUGGAAGAACGACAAGCGGACCGGGUUCGGCGUUAGCCGACGGUCAGAUGGGUUGCAGUACGAGGGAGAAUGGCUGAGCAACAAACGCCACGGCUACGGCUGCACCACCUUCCCUGACAGCACCAAAGAGGAAGGGAAGUACAAGCAGAACAUCCUGGUCAGCGGGAAAAGAAAAAACCUCAUCCCUCUACGGGCCAGUAAGAUCCGAGAGAAGGUGGACCGAGCGGUGGAGGGAGCGCAGAAGGCUGCGGACAUCGCCAGGCAGAAGUCGGCCAUCGCUCUGUCCAGGACGGCUCAUGCACAGGGUAAAUCAGAGGCAGCGGUGGCAGCAGCUCAGAAGGCUCAGGAGGAGAGUCGUGUGGCCAGAGUCAUCGCCAAACAGUUCUCCCCGUCCUUCCAGCACCCGGGGAAUGGUGUGGAGGUGCAGCGGCCCAAACGUCAGAUGUCCAGUGAGGUGGAGGGUGAGGGCUUGUCCAGCAGCGUCGGCACGGCCGACAGUCCGGACCUUUACGUGAAGAGCGGAGCGUCCGACGACCCGUCCAACGACGCGGCCACCCCUGACCUCAGCCCACCGUCUUCCUCACCUCCUCACACCCCUCCUCCCCCUGCUCGACCGUCCCAGCGAAACAAGAACGCCCGCUUCCACCGGCAGACUGCUGUGGACCACGGAGACAAAGGGAAGGAAGGAGGAGAGCGGGGUGAGAAAGGAGGUGCAGGAGGGAAGACGGAGAUCCAGGUGUUGAUGGAGGGAGGUCACUCAGGAGCUGAAGGCAGUGGGGGGGUCGGAGGGGGGAAAGGGGAGUGCCCAAGGACCAACAGCUGUAGUGAGGACAAAAAGAGAGGAAUGCCAUCAAAAGCAGGAGGUGGACGAGGAGCAACUCGGACCAAUGGACACAAACACAGCUCCUCCAAUCAUAAAACGCGGGAGCACGGCUCCUCUAAUCACAGAGCGGCUCGAGGGGAGCGGUGGAUGGAGUCGUCCUCCUCUGCCUCCUGGACGUCUGGACACAGGGGCGUGCACAGCAAGGGAGGAUGGCUGUUGGAGCAGGACGAGGAGAAAAUUAGCAACUAUGAGAUGGAGAUGAAGCCUUUACAGCCCAGAGACUCCACUACCCACAAGCCCCAUGGGCACGGGGAGGAAAGGCACGGUCACACUCACGGAGAGGGACGCUCACACACCGUGCCCAGACAGAGACACAAGAACCGCGAAGGGAGAGAAGGCAAGGAGGGAGGCAAAGACUCAGCGCACAAACCUGACAGAACGGGGGAGAAGGUGGAGUCACGGCCUCUCCGUCGGGACCUCACCCUCUCGCCCCCUCUGAAGUCCUCACCCAUCACACCAGAGCAGCAGGACCAAAGUCUGACACAGAGCAAAGGCGGCACGGCCUACAGCUCUAUCCUGGUUGCCAUGGUAGUCCUGCGGACCAUCGGAGUGGCCGUUUUGUUUAUUCACUUUUUUAUUUGAGGACAGCGGCGAGUCCGGUGUUGGGCAAUCUACACUUUAGCAAAAAUAUAAAGUCAUACGAGUAUUAUGUCAAACCGCUGCCCUUCAUGCCCCUGGUGGGAGGACAAGAACUGCGGGAUCAAGGUUAGACCAGGACCAAAGAGGGCUCUGAAAAUUACUUGAUCAAGCUGUUACAAAAAACAAACAAAACAAAAA